Messenger RNA from Rhinopithecus roxellana (golden snub-nosed monkey), 7553 nucleotides. RefSeq names its product GLIS family zinc finger 3 (gene GLIS3). The transcript is spliced from 11 exons. The record is from RefSeq and is a predicted model, not a curated record. Gene Ontology annotation, cellular component: nucleus. Lineage: Eukaryota; Metazoa; Chordata; Mammalia; Primates; Cercopithecidae. Bases 692 to 3487 code for a protein of 931 amino acids. Gene Ontology annotation, biological process: regulation of transcription by RNA polymerase II. Gene Ontology annotation, molecular function: DNA-binding transcription factor activity, RNA polymerase II-specific; RNA polymerase II cis-regulatory region sequence-specific DNA binding.
GCCGCACACACAUCCACACUCCUCGCCGGGCCGCCUUCCUCCCUCCCUCUUCCCCCUUCCCCUCUCCCUGCCGAGUGCCGCGGCCACUGCCCCUCCCGGGACCCCUUGUAAGCCGUCCGCGGCCGUCCAGGGUCGCACCGGCGACGGAAGCCGCCUGCAGCAAUUAGCCAGCAUCCCGGGGUCGGCCCCCAGAAGCACUCCCCGGCCCGGGACAAGGAUGAACAGGACAGGCGAGGCACAAAGUCGCAACUCAACUUUUUAGAAACAUUAUUUGCGUGUGUAUGUGUGUAGCAGGGGAGAAUGAGCUGAUGCAGAGGGUCCAGCCGCCCCGCCUCUGCCUCCUCCUCCCCCUGCCGCCGCUGCCCUCGCAGACGCGCGCGCACACACGGCACUUGGGCCGGGUUUCCGCGCUCCGUCUCCCGGCUUGGAUGGGGGUUUUCUUUUCCGAAGGAGGCAGAGCCCGCGGAGCGCGCUGAAGGGCUGGAGCCCCAAGUUACUCCUCGUCAGUGCUGGCCGCCCGCUGUCACUCGCGCUGGCUGGCCGGCGGAAGGGACCCGCACACCGGGCUUUGUUGUGGAAAUCCCGGUUACCUGGCUUAUAACCCACACCAUGGAUAACUUAUUGGACUUUGCCUGAAAGGAGUCAUUAGUGACAUUGGAUAUUUGACCAUCUUGGCCACAGUUUUUUCAGAAUGAAUGGAAGAUCAUGCAGCAUGAGUCUCCACCGGACAUCGGGAACCCCACAGGGGCCUAGGAUGGUCAGUGGCCACCACAUUCCUACCAUCCGAGCCCACUCCGGGACUCCUGGCCCCUCGCCCUGUGGCAGCACAUCAAGCCCCACUAUGGGAAGCCUUGCUAACAACCUCCAUCUCAAGAUGCCCUCAGGAGGAGGGAUGGCUCCUCAGAACAACGUGGCUGAGAGCCCCAUCCAUCUGCCUGCCUUAAGCCCCAGGAGACAAAUGCUCACCAAUGGGAAGCUGCGAUUCCAGGUCACUCAGGCUGGAGGCAUGUCAGGGUCACAUACUUUAAAGGCAAAGCAGCAGGAGUUUGGAAGCCCUUUUCCUCCAAAUCCUGGGAAAGGGGCUCUUGGCUUUGGGCCUCAGUGCAAGUCCAUUGGAAAAGGCAGCUGCAACAAUCUAGUGGUCACCAGCAGUCCCAUGAUGGUUCAGCGACUGGGACCCAUUUCACCUCCAGCAAGCCAGGUCUCUACAGCAUGCAACCAGAUCAGUCCUAGCUUACAGAGGGCAAUGAAUGCAGCCAACCUGAAUAUACCUCCUUCAGAUACCAGGUCCCUUAUUUCGCGUGAGUCUUUGGCGUCCACGACUUUGAGUCUGACAGAAAGUCAGUCGGCCUCCAGCGUGAAGCAGGAGUGGUCUCACGGCUACAGGGCCCUCCCUUCGCUUUCCGCCAACCACAGCUCUCAGAAUGGCAUUGAUCUAGGGGACCUCCUUAGCCUUCCUCCCGGGACAUCCAUGUCCAGCAAUAGUGUCUCUAACUCAUUGCCAUCCUACCUUUUUGGCAUGGAAAAUAGCCACUCUCCUUACCCUAGUCCUCGGCACUCAUCCACCAGGUCCCACUCGGCGCGCUCUAAGAAGAGAGCACUGUCCUUGUCCCCGCUGUCGGAUGGCAUCGGGAUAGAUUUCAAUACCAUCAUCCGCACGUCGCCCACGUCCUUGGUGGCCUACAUCAACGGGUCGAGGGCUUCCCCGGCCAACAUGUCCCCACAGCCAGAGGUCUACGGGCAUUUCCUGGGCGUGCGCGGCAGCUGCAUUCCCCAGCCGUGCCCGGUGCCCAGCAGCCAGAAGGGCGUGCUGGUGACCCCUGGAGGCCUGGCGCUGCCGGCCUACGGCGAGGACGGGGCCCUGGAGUACGACCGCAUGCAACAGCUGGAGCACGGGGGCCUCCAGCCAGGCCUGGUCAACAACAUGGUGGUGCAGCACGGCCUGCCGGGCCGCGACAGCCAGCCGGCCGGCCUGUUCAAGACGGAACGCCUAGAGGAGUUCCCGGGCAGCACCCUAGACCUGCCCCCCGCGCCUCCUCUCCCUCCUCUGCCGCCUCCCCAAGGUCCCCCACCCCCUUACCAUGCCCACCCGCACCUUCAUCACCCGGAGCUCGGGCCCCACGCCCAGCAGCUGGCCUUGCCCCAGGCCGCCCUGGACGACGACGGGGAGAUGGACGACGUCGGGGGCAAGCAUUGCUGCCGCUGGAUCGACUGCAGCGCCCUGUACGACCAGCAGGAGGAGCUCGUGCGGCACAUUGAGAAGGUCCACAUCGACCAGCGCAAAGGGGAGGACUUCGCUUGCUUCUGGGCAGGUUGCCCUCGAAGAUACAAGCCCUUCAACGCCCGCUAUAAACUGCUGAUCCACAUGAGAGUCCACUCCGGGGAGAAGCCCAACAAGUGUACGUUUGAAGGUUGCAAGAAGGCCUUUUCAAGGCUUGAAAAUCUCAAGAUCCACUUGCGGAGCCACACAGGCGAGAAGCCGUAUUUGUGCCAGCAUCCGGGUUGUCAGAAGGCCUUCAGUAACUCCAGCGACCGCGCCAAACACCAGCGGACGCAUCUGGACACUAAACCUUAUGCUUGUCAAAUUCCAGGAUGUACCAAACGCUACACAGACCCAAGUUCCCUAAGAAAGCAUGUGAAGGCACAUUCUUCCAAAGAUCAACAAGCAAGGAAAAAGUUGCGGUCCAGCACAGAGCUCCAUCCAGACCUGCUCACGGAAUGCCUCAGCGUGCAGCCCCUGCAGCCGGCCACUUCCCCUAGAGAUGCUGCUGCUGAAGGGACCAUGGGACACUCCCCAGGACCUGGGCCUGACCUCUAUUCAGCUCCCAUUUUCUCCAGCAAUUAUUCAAGCCGAAGUGGAACAGCUGCUGGGGCCGUGCCACCCCCACAUCCUGUCGGUCACCCUUCUCCAGGACAUAAUGUACAGGGGAGCCCCCACAACCCCUCCUCCCAGUUACCUCCACUCACAGCUGUGGACGCAGGAGCUGAGAGGUUUGCACCUUCUGCUCCAUCUCCUCACCAUAUCAGCCCCCGGAGAGUUCCGGCUCCUUCUUCAAUACUGCAAAGAACACAGCCUCCCCAUACCCAGCAGCCAUCAGGUUCACACCUGAAGUCCUAUCAGCCAGAGACAAAUUCUUCUUUUCAACCAAAUGGUAUCCAUGUCCAUGGAUUUUAUGGGCAGCUGCAGACGUUCUGCCCCCCACAUUACCCCAAUUCCCAGAGAACUGUGCCGCCUGUCAGCUCCUGCAGUGUGGUGCCUUCAUUUGAGGACUGCCUGGUCCCUACAUCCAUGGGCCAGACCAGUUUUGAUGUUUUCCACAGAGCCUUCUCGACUCACUCGGGCAUUACAGUGUAUGAUUUACCUUCGAGUUCCUCGAGCCUUUUUGGGGAGUCUCUCCGCAGUGGGGCUGAAGACACCACCUUCUUGCAGAUCAGCGCUGUGGACCGCUGUCCCAGCCAGCUCUCCUCUGUCUACACCGAAGGCUAAAAGCUCUCUUGGCCACUCCUGCACACCCAGGACCUUGAUGUUGCUUGCCACCUUUUGUUUCCGUACUCUCACAGACUGCAUGAGGAAGGAUGUCAGCCCAAUCAGCGGGACCUGCAGAGUUACUGAUGUUCUUUCGGAAGGCAGGACUGAAUGGCAGAGUUAGCUUUGCAGGAAUCAUUGCAGUUGCUCCUUUUUCUCUCUGGGUUUCCUGGACUAGGUGACCAGCAGGACUAUCUUUUCAAAGGGAAUUUAGAGCCUCACUCUACUGGAUACCUGUUACUUCCUGGCUGUCAACACUUAAAGGACACCAAUGAAAUGAUGUGCAUGUGAAAAUGUAGUAUGGGGAUGACCCUGUCUGAAAAUUCCAAACAGGGAAAAAGACCUCAAUUACCAGAGGCAUAGUGACCUGCCUCACCUAAUCCUCGCCCUCACUGCUCCUGAUGCAAAGCCAGGCACAACAAGGGAAAUCCAUGUCCAAAGCAUAGUGUGGUCUCAACUCUUAGAAACUCCCUGGGUUUCCCUUUUCUCUUAGCCACAUGCUAACCAGUUGCUUCUCGGUGUUUCUUCAAUAGCAAAGUAAGGUUUUAUAGGCCAGCAGCCUAUCUUUGUUUUUGCAUUUUAAAGAGUUGUUAUUUAUACGUACUUUAAAAUGAAAAAAAAAAUGUAAAUGUCUGUUCUUUGGAUGGAAAUCAUUAUUAUUGUAAUCACCCCAGCUAUAGACAUUUUGCACUGCUGUGGUUCCGCCUGGCCCCACCUCUGGCAUGUUAGUUUUGCAGUUAGCAAAGGCUACCUGAGGGAAAUGGAGUGGGCACCUCCCGCACCAACAGUCCUGUAGCUGGAACCUUCCUGGAUUGACUGUUUAGUGACUCCACCUCAAAGACUUUGUUCAAAGAAAAACACUGUUUGACUGGUUUACCCAUUGCCUCCACUCUGGUGCUGUGCCCAGAGAAGUGCCAGAUGUGAGAACCGGGACAGACUGAGUCGUGUGCCGGCUUCCCUUGGAAAACCAAACCUAGUGAUGCUUGACUUCCAGUGCACAGAUUUUACUAACAUUUUUCAGGAUAUCCACUCAUCUGUCUGUCUCUUCCCUAUACUUCUCUCCACCCUCCUUUUGCAUCCCUCUUACCCUCUUCCUGACUGUCAUUCAGGUACCCCCCCGCCAACCAGCCGCCAUUGUCUGAUCAUCUUGGGAAGGAAGAGGUGACAGUUCUCAAAAAGUCUACAGAAAGAAGCAAUUCUUUUUCUGAGUUCCAUGUUUGAAGGCCUGGAAUUUUCCCAGAGCAUUUGAUCGAAAAUAUCAAGCCUAAAUAGGAAGUCUUUUUUUUUUUUUUUUUUUCUGUGACACCUCUUGGAGGUCCCAAGUCCUAGGGCAUCAGCUAUAAAAAUUGGCCAGUCCCAAAGAUACAGUAAGUUCUAACAUUCUGGUACAAUCAUAUUUCAAGUAUUUUUUCUCACUUUUUAAAAAUGUUUUUCUGAACAAAAGUGAAACAAUGCCAUUUGUCAAACUGAGAUCAUUACAAUCUUCAACAAGACAACUAAAACAGCUUGAUGUUAGAUGGGAUUCUGUGACAGUCUGUAUAUUGACAGGUCCUUCCAGUCUCCCUCCACAGUCCCACAAUCGGAAGUAUUCUCCCUGAUUCCAGAGUUCAUUCCAGCAUGUAGUAGAAUGAGGUGAAUGAGGAACCAGGUAUGGGUUUCGUUUUCACAGUGCACUUGGUCAAUCUAGUUUCUCCGAGUAGUGGACUAUAUUCUAAGAAAAGCUUUCAUGUAGACGUCAAAGUCUGCAAAAGAGGUGAGUUAGCCACUUUGCAAAAACCUGCUCUGCUUUACAAAAGAUGCACAUCAGGCUUUCUUUACAAGUGAACUCCAAGGCUGCUUGUAAAGUACCACCCUUCUUGCAGCUUUGUGGGUCGUGUCACUUGGCCUAAGCAAGUGGCCUAACGUAUGCAUGCUCACAGCUGGUAGCAUCCCUCGUGCGUCCUUUGUCAUACUCUGGAAAGAAAGAAAAACUCUGCUAUCUUCAGAGAGACUGUCUAUUCAUACUUAAAUAGGGAAGCCUUUACAAGGAACUCAAAAUACAUUUCAUUUCAUUUGUACAAUGAGAAAAAAGAUGAAAAGGCAAGGUUGUUAUUACAGUUGACAUUGUCAGCCCUGCCUUUUGGCUUUAUGUAAUUUAAAGUAGAAAGGCGGAAGGAGGACAAAACAGAAUCUGAACUUUAGAAACCAUGGACACCACCUCCCUCUUUAAGAGGAGCUGCUUGUGAACCAGGCUGCAGUCUUCCUGUGGCCUCUCACAGUAACCCUGCCCCUUUCUUACCUCACGGGGGCUAGAAGGACUCUAUAGAGGGCCUAAGCAGUAGAGGCACCUGCAGCCCUUCUUCCUCAGCAGGACAUCAUUGUGGAGCCCCUGAGGGACAUUUGCGUCUCAGAGAGAGUAUGCAGGCAGCAGGACCCAGUGCAGCCCUGCUUCCUGCACCUUGGGUCUUUCCUGAUAGCUGCAGGCUUGAGAUUGCGGCCUCAGGAUAGGACACGUUCAGAUGCCUUCCAGGCUACACACUAUGCUUAGAUUCUAGAGUCUUUCCUGACCUUAAAAUUUGUCCCUUGCUUACUUUCACACUGCAGAAGAUUUAUAUAUAAGUCUUGAUAUGCAACCAUUUUCAUAAACAUCCAAACAGAGAUUGUCAUUCCCCUUAAAAACAGAAACAAAACAAAAAACUAAUGCUUGUGAAAACACACAGCACAAAGACAAUUAUCCUAUUGCAUUUAAAAAUAUCAGUCUGCCGGGAGAUAUUUCACUGGCUUCAUUGUCUUAAUUCCCUAAUGAAACUGCAUCAAAGUGUCAGUUAUAAUUUAGCCUCUGAUCAGCUAUUAAAUAUUACUUAAACCCCAUUACCCACGUCUCCCUCAAAUUACAUAAGCGAUAAUAAAGUAGAAAAAAAAAAGGUCUUUAUUAGAUCACAGCAGAGUUAUCACUGAUAACAGAGUGUUGACUUUGUUCAGUUGUUUCUAAAUUACCAGCCAUCAAGCACAGUAGCACCCUAAAACCAAUUUUGAGCAAGGAUAAAUUCAACUCCCUCAUCCGAGAACCCUGACUUUCCGGUUGCCUUGAAGUAUUGGGAAUAGUGACUAUAUGUUCAGUUUAAUUAUUUGGUAUUUUAUUUGACUCUCUUGGCCAUGUCAUUUUAUAGAAGCAUUUUUAAAUAGCACUUUUUGUUAGUGGUAUGGAAUUUCUGCGGUAACUUUUUUUUUUUUUUUUUGCAACUGAUGAAGCAAAAAAAAAAAAAAAAAAAAAAAAAAAAAAAAAAAAAAAACACUCAUUGGAGAAAUAGUGUAAAAAAGAAGAAAUUUAUUUUGUACAGACAGCAAAGUAUCCUGUGUAAUGUUGCUGACAUAAAGCACUUUGGGGGAAAAAAGUGGAAAUCUGUUUUCCAUAAAUCACACAGACUCUUGUACAUAGUUAUAUACACUCACGUAGAGAAAUGAACUGCAUAUAUCAUACUGGAUAUGGGGCCGAUUUUACUCUAGAGGCACAUCUGGUGCUUAUUGUCAUAAAUCUUUUAAAGAAUUAGGUACACUUUUUUCUAUUAAUAUGUAUAGUUUUGUGAUUUGUCACAGUUAUGUUUCAUAUAAUCAUAAGUUAUUUUGUCUUGUUCAUGAAGUCCUUUUUUUAUGUCAAAAGUAAAAUGAAGGGAUUGUGCACUUGGUACAGAAUAAAACUGGAAAUAGAGGAGACGCCCUCCUGCCUAAAAUCCUUCUUCAGCCUGUCGCUUUAAAACACAAUGGCAACCAUCAUUGUUUGUUUGUUUGUUUGUUUGAUUAUUUUGUUUUGUUUUACCAUCAGCCUCCUACAUACUGGGAAUGGUAAUUAAAAUUAAAGGCAGAUGAUGGGGGAGGGAAUGUUCAAGUCCAGCUUUAAAAUGCCGCAUUGCUUUGGGCCAGAGCUGCAGCCUGGAUUUAAUUAUAGAUAUGAGGACGAAAUGGCAGUAAAAAUGAAUGUCUCCCUGAAUCCUUUACAUGUUGGGAGUGUCCAUAAAUAAAACAUGAAGUUUUAUUUCAUCAGAUUUAA